CUUGGCUCCAGAUCUUCGGCUAAUCCGAGGGCGGUCGCGAGGUACGGGUUCAUCUUCUUCUGCAGAAAAGUGAUCGAGAACUGAGGGUUUCCGAGAAUGCUACGAGCAGCUCUAGUCGUCACCAUCUUUGUGUUGGCAGGAACUCAAGAAGCCCAAGGACUGUCAUGCCUUUGCAACCCUCAGAGUUGCAAACCUCCUCGAGGCUGCAAAUACGGUCUGGUGAAGGAUGCCUGCUAUUGUUGUGAUGUCUGCGCCAAGCCAUGGUUCUGGUGGCUGGAAGAUGGAGAAUUGGCCAUGGGUGGAGGUCUCGCAGGCGCCGGCAGAAAAGCGGGAACUGCAAAACUGCAAGCAAAACAGCACGUUCAGAAAACCUUUGGGGGCAUAACUGCUGAAUUAAGGGCUCUGCUGGAGCAGUACUAAAAGAACCAGAAAGCUGGCUGAACUCCCUGGAACACCGCCAUCCAGGCCUCAUCGGGUCUUGAAACAGUUAGCCUACCACCCACCUCCGCGCAUUUUUGUUCAGUUCCAAAAAUAAAUAUUUUGUUCUUGUCUCUGGGAUUUAGUGCAGUUUACGUACACUGACUGAUUUUUUUAGUGUUGAAUCCCAAACAUAAAAAAACCUUGAAUAACAGAGAAACUAUGUAGGUACAGUUACAAUUGAAAAUUAUGAAUA
Macrobrachium nipponense is the source of this 673-nucleotide messenger RNA. Its product is annotated as insulin-like growth factor-binding protein 7. The transcript is spliced from 4 exons. The record is from RefSeq and is a predicted model, not a curated record. The coding region runs from base 97 to 420 and encodes 107 amino acids. Lineage: Eukaryota; Metazoa; Arthropoda; Malacostraca; Decapoda; Palaemonidae.